Molecule: messenger RNA, 5730 nt
Organism: Aquila chrysaetos chrysaetos
Lineage: Eukaryota; Metazoa; Chordata; Aves; Accipitriformes; Accipitridae
Gene: ERC1
Product: ELKS/RAB6-interacting/CAST family member 1
Exons: 22
Coding region: 294-3749 (1151 amino acids)
Biological process (GO): regulation of synaptic plasticity; maintenance of presynaptic active zone structure; neuromuscular synaptic transmission
Cellular component (GO): cytoskeleton of presynaptic active zone
Molecular function (GO): structural constituent of presynaptic active zone
Source: RefSeq, a predicted model, not a curated record
GCGGGGCGGGGCCUGCGGGAGCCGGUAGCUGCGGGCGGUCGCCGGGCUGGGCAGGGGCUGCGGCGGCGGCGGCGGCGGGGCAGGGGGCAGGCGGCGGCGGGGCCUGUCGCCGGGGAGGUGCCGCUCAGAUACGGUCCUGAGCAUCAUGAGCACGUGACUUCAAAGAUGGACAACUGGAUCUGUUACAAGUUGUGAUUGGCCUUAAGCUGACUUACAACCGUUGAAGUACUUAACACGAUUUCUCUCAUUCCUGAUUUAUGCCUAUCUAAUUGCCUCACACCACCAGCUUAAUCAUGUAUGGAAGUGCUCGGUCAGUUGGUAAGGUUGAGCCAAGCAACCAGAGUCCAGGGCGUUCACCAAGGCUGCCACGGUCACCACGCUUGGGCCAUCGUCGAACCAACAGUACAGGAGGCAGUUCUGGGAGUAGUACUGGGGGUGGCAGUGGGAAAACCCUUUCUAUGGAAAAUAUUCAGUCCUUAAAUGCUGCCUAUGCUACAUCUGGCCCUAUGUAUCUAAGUGACCAUGAGAACGUGGGUGCAGACACCCCAAAAAGCACCAUGACUUUGGGCCGAUCUGGGGGGCGGCUGCCUUAUGGUGUUAGGAUGACUGCAAUGGGUAGCAGCCCUAACAUUGCCAGUAGUGGAGUUGCCAGUGAUACUAUUGCAUUUGGAGAGCACCAUCUCCCUCCGGUGAGCAUGGCAUCCACUGUGCCUCACUCACUGCGCCAGGCCAGGGAUAACACGAUAAUGGAUCUGCAGACACAACUCAAAGAAGUAUUAAGGGAAAACGAUCUGCUUCGUAAGGAUGUGGAGGUGAAGGAAAGCAAGCUGAGUUCUUCCAUGAACAGUAUCAAGACCUUCUGGAGUCCUGAGCUAAAAAAGGAGAGAGCUCUGAGGAAAGAUGAAGCUUCAAAAAUCACCAUUUGGAAGGAACAAUAUAGAGUUUUGCAAGAAGAAAACCAGCAUAUGCAGAUGACUAUCCAGGCUCUCCAAGAUGAGCUUCGGAUCCAGCGGGACCUGAACCAGCUGUUCCAGCAGGACAGCAACACUAGAACCAGUGAGCCCUUUGUGGCAGAGCUGACAGAGGAAAACUUCCAACGACUUCAUGCAGAGCACGAACGCCAGGCCAAGGAACUCUUCCUGCUACGUAAAACCUUAGAAGAGAUGGAACUGCGUAUUGAGACACAGAAACAGACCUUAAAUGCACGUGAUGAGUCCAUCAAAAAGCUGCUGGAGAUGCUGCAGAGUAAAGGUCUGUCAGCAAAAGCCACUGAGGAAGAUCAUGAGCGAACAAGACGGUUGGCUGAGGCAGAGAUGCAUGUGCACCACUUGGAGAGCCUUCUCGAACAGAAGGAAAAAGAAAACAACAUGCUGAGAGAGGAGAUCCAUCGUCGAUUUGAAAAUGCUCCUGACACAGCCAAGACAAAGGCUCUGCAAACCGUUAUUGAGAUGAAGGAUUCAAAAAUUUCUUCCAUGGAGCGUGGCCUCCGGGAUUUGGAAGAGGAGAUUCAGAUGUUGAAGUCAAAUGGAGCUCUGAGCACAGAGGAACGUGAAGAGGAAAUGAAGCAAAUGGAGGUGUACCGUAGUCAUUCCAAAUUCAUGAAAAAUAAGGUAGAGCAACUGAAGGAAGAGCUAAGUGCCAAAGAGGCUCAAGGGGAGGACCUGAAAAAAAGAGUGGCUGGUCUCCAGGCCGAGAUUGGUCAGGUGAAACAGGAGCUGUCACGCAAAGACACUGAGUUGCUGGCCUUGCAGACUAAGCUGGAGACCCUCACAAAUCAGUUCUCUGACAGCAAGCAGCAUAUUGAAGUUCUGAAAGAGUCUCUUACAGCUAAAGAGCAAAGAGCUGCCAUCCUGCAGACAGAGGUGGAUGCGUUACGAUUACGUCUAGAAGAGAAGGAGACUAUGCUAAAUAAGAAAACAAAGCAGAUUCAGGAGAUGGCAGAGGAGAAGGGCACUCAAGCAGGAGAGAUCCAUGACCUCAAGGACAUGUUAGAGGUGAAGGAACGCAAAGUUAAUGUUCUUCAGAAGAAGAUUGAAAAUCUUCAAGAACAGUUAAGAGACAAGGAGAAGCAAAUGAGCAGCUUAAAGGAUCGCGUGAAAUCCUUGCAGGCUGACACCACGAACACCGACACUGCCUUGACCACGCUGGAAGAAGCGCUUGCAGAAAAAGAAAGGACCAUUGAGCGCCUAAAGGAGCAACGUGACAGAGAUGAACGAGAAAAACAGGAAGAGAUCGACAACUACAAAAAAGACAUUAAGGACCUGAAAGAGAAAGUCAGCAUUUUGCAAGGAGAUCUCACAGAGAAAGAGUCAUCCUUACUGGAUCUGAAGGAACAUGCUUCAUCCUUAGCUUCAUCAGGACUGAAGAAAGAUUCAAGACUCAAGACACUGGAAAUUGCACUGGAACAGAAAAAGGAAGAAUGUUUGAAGAUGGAAACUCAAUUGAAGAAGCACCCUGAAGUUUUAUUGAGUCAUCCAUCCAAGCCAGCUCAUGAGGCAACACUGGAGGCUAGGGCCAGCCCAGAGCUGAGUGAUCGUAUGCAGCAGCUGGAAAGGGAGGUAACACGGUAUCGGGAAGAAUCUAGCAAGGCUCAAGCUGAAGUGGAUCGUCUUCUGGAAAUCUUGAAAGAGAUGGAAAAUGAGAAGAAUGAUAAGGAUAAGAAGAUAGCAGAACUGGAGAGCCUCACCUCAAGGCAAGUUAAAGAUCAAAAUAAGAAAGUAGCAAAUCUGAAGCACAAAGAGCAAGUGGAGAAAAAGAAGAGUGCACAGAUGCUGGAGGAGGCCAGGAGACGAGAGGAUAAUCUUAAUGACAGCUCCCAACAGCUUCAGGACAAUCUACGUAAAAAGGAUGAUCGGAUUGAAGAAUUGGAAGAGGCACUCAGAGAAAGUGUUCAGAUAACUGCAGAGCGGGAAAUGGUGCUAGCACAAGAGGAGUCAGCCAGGAUCAAUGCUGAGAAACAGCUGUUCAAUGAAUCAGUGCAUGAGGUCAACCAUUUUGGCUUUAAAUGGUUCAAGGUAGAAGAGUUGAUGAUGGCCAUGGAGAAGGUUAAGCAAGAGCUGGAGUCAAUGAAAGCAAAAUUGUCCUCUACACAACAGUCUUUGGCUGAGAAGGAAACUCAUUUGACCAACCUACGAGCUGAGAGAAGGAAACAUUUGGAGGAAGUCUUGGAAAUGAAACAAGAAGCCCUUCUUGCUGCCAUUAGUGAAAAAGAUGCCAAUAUUGCUCUGCUAGAACUUUCAUCCUCUAAGAAGAAGACCCAAGAUGAAGUGGCUGCACUGAAACGAGAGAAAGACCGUCUUGUGCAACAGCUUAAGCAGCAGACUCAGAACCGUAUGAAGCUGAUGGCUGACAACUAUGAGGAUGACCACCUCAAAUCCUCAUCCCAUUCCAACCAAACCAACCACAAGCCCUCCCCUGACCAGAUAAUUCAGCCCCUCUUAGAACUUGAUCAGAAUCGCAGCAAGUUGAAGUUGUACAUUGGACAUCUGACAGCCCUCUGCCAUGACCGUGACCCCCUGAUUCUGCGUGGACUCACCCCACCUGCUUCCUACCACCUGGAUGAUGACCGGGCAGCUUGGGAGAAAGAGCUGCAGAAGAUGACCCAGGAGCAGCUUCAUGACGAGUUAGAAAAGGGCGAGAAGGAAAGCGCAGAGCUGCAGGAGUUUGCCAAUGCCAUCUUACAGCAGAUAGCGGAUCACUGCCCUGACAUCCUGGAGCAAGUCGUCAAUGCACUUGAGGAGUCGUCAUGACCUCAGCCACUAGCCCCACUGGAGCAGCACACCAGUGGCAAAGCCCAGUCAGUCCAAGGAGCCAUGAGAAUGGAGAGGAAUGUGAAAGACAGAAAAUGGAAUAGAAACUUCUGGUGCACCUUUUACAAAGAAAACAAAAGAAAAAAAAAACCUCUAAAAACUACGUGCUCUACAUGCUCUCUAGGUUCUUCCAGUCUAUGAUUAAUCAGUCAUGUUUGCAUUCAUCUUCCCACUGCCUUUCUACUUUAGAAUUCGAUUCCCCAUUGACUUUGUUGAUGGUGACUUUUGGAUACAGCUAAGCAGAGCUCUUCCAAGUCUACUGAGCAAAGAAGAGGGGAUCCACUGAAUACAAGCAGCUCUAGUUCUCCAUGAGGUUGCAGAAGGAUAGCCCUUGCCUUGCCUUUCAUUCAUUUAUUGCUUCUUUCUUUUUUCUUUCUUUCUCUUUCUUUUUUUUUUUUUUUUCAUAAAAGCUGAAAGCCUGAAUUUUACAGUGCUAAAACCAAACCUGAGUGUGCUCUGAUUAUGGCUCGUGACUGGCCAGCAUCAGCUAGCUAGCUCAGGUCUUGCUGCCUGUCUUCAAUGUUUCUUACGUUCUUAAAUAACAGAGAGAGGAAAGGAAAGUUUCCCUAUUUGUUCCUGUUAGUCACUUCAUCUAGCAGCUGGGAAACAAGGUAGGCAUACUGGUACUUUCUGUUUACUUAACUUUGAUUUUUGUUGUUCACUGAUCUGACUCUGAAGUGCUGAGUGGGGCAUUUUUUCGGGUAACUGUUUUCAUCUGUUGAUUUCUUGGGUUUUUUAGCUGAGGUUUCUCAUCAUAGGUCUGUUCUAAGUCCUUAUUUUAUAGAGAGCUCUCUCCCUUCGAGCAGGUGUGGUCAACAGGUCAGCUCCCAAUUUUAACUUGUAUUGUUUGUCCAUUGCCAAUUUUUCAGGCCAUAGCUUUGCGAACACUAGCUGCCAUCAGAAUAGUCUUAGGUGUUUUGUAAAUGAGAAAAUUGUGUCAUUUAGCUUGAAAGUAUAAUUUUAAAGCUAAGUUAGGUAAAUCGGUAACAUAGUUCUUACUAUAAUUAUAAUUUAAUUUAUUUUGGUUUAGCUUAGGUUGACGAGGAAUGAGUUUGAGUUCAGAGCAAUAACCCAUUCUUAUAAAGAGGAGCAUCUCUGCUGGAGUUGGCACCCAGCUGAGUAGAUAGGUAUAAAAUCACAGCUUUAGUUAAACCAGUGCAAUUCUUAUAUGUAUAUGAGAGGCCUUAGUCUUGUUCCCAUCCAUCUUUGACACUUGUUAAAGCCCCUGCUGAUAGGUAAUACGACCUGAAACAGCAGGUCAGUUUGUCGUUGUGGUAGCAAGUCAGAAUCCUAUUUUAUGAGUAGGACUUGGGUGUUCUUUCUUGGACUAUGCAUUAAUGGGGAGACACGUUUUUUCCUGGCUACCAGUGGUUAUGUGUGUCUGGGGGCAUCUGCAGGACAGAACCCUUUAACACGUCCCCAUGUGCUCCUUAAAGGAGUUGUUCCCCUUUAGCUUUCUCAUAUUACUUCAGAGAAUGAGGGGAGGAUGAAAGGAGACCAAAUAUCAACACAGCAGUGGAAGAAAUUUUGGUUUUCUAGUCACUAGCUAAUUAUGAAUCCUCUCAGUAAACCUCCCAUUCAGAGCCUGCAGUUUAAUUCCAUAUGACUGACUACAUUUUGAGCUUAAUCACUAAACUGUUAUGCUAAGGAAAAUGUUCCAAGCCCUUUCAGGAAAACUUCAUUUCUUAGGCCUUUCAAAUCCACAGCACAGCUCCCCUGUAGGUCUUUCACACCUUAUUUUUAUCUUUACAAUAAAGACCGAUUGCUUCCAAUAGAAAGGAGAUCAGCAAAAGUUUGAGUAAGAGAAGAUGUAUCCUGUCUUUUUUUCAAACAAGAAAAUUUAGCUAAAUUUUCUUGAUUUAGCUAAAACCUCCUGGAGAACAAACAUGCUUCUCACAGAAGGCCAUGCACCAGAGAGCAG